Molecule: messenger RNA, 2568 nt
Organism: Anopheles stephensi (Asian malaria mosquito)
Lineage: Eukaryota; Metazoa; Arthropoda; Insecta; Diptera; Culicidae
Exons: 3
Coding region: 452-1759 (435 amino acids)
Source: RefSeq, a predicted model, not a curated record
GGUAGCAGAUAUCACAGCAGAGAUAAUUUUGUAUAUUAAGUAUUAUUUGUAUAUUUGUAUUAUUUUUGAAGCGGACCAACUAGGUGAACGCUAACCAGCAUCAACGAAAUUUAAGGAAAAAAACUUUUCGAGUUUUAUGUUAUGGCUCAAUGUUUAAUUCUAUGUACCGUUUUCAUGUUUUGAUGUCAACCGCUCAAGCUUGUCCAGGAAGCAAGCUUGGUGCCUCGUAGGGCUUUUCCCAGCUUUUCACAAUGUACCGCUAUUGGGGCUGCAGGUUCCGCCGGGUGGUUUGUUUGUUUGUGGCCUUUUUGCAGCAUAGCACAGAAAUAGUGAAGAGCGCGCGACUUCCGAAAAACAUUCCAUUGCCGGCUCGACAGUCUGACGUCGGGAGAGAGUGAUCCAGCAACCUGGCUGGUAAUCGCUCGACGGAAGACCACCAGAAUUGUUCAACAUGCUACUGGCAGUAGCACUCCUUUUAUCGACACUGAUACCGCGAAUGGACGGGCGAUUUUUGGAAAUCAGCAAACAGCCACCCGGAACCGUUGCGAUUGUGCCGAAUGAUGACGAUGGCGAAAGUGUGCUGCUAGGUCCGGUGUUUGAAGAUCUGCAAGAGCUCGACCGCGAAAAAGCAAGUGAAAUGAUUUCGGUGAAACUGUUAAACCAGUACCGCGCGAACACGUUCGAUGUCGCGGAUCAGCUGAACGGAAACGAGAUGGUUCUUGGGGAUGAUCACCGAUCCGGGUCGGCGGGUAUGGACUAUGGCGCGGUCAACCGCGGUUUGGAAGGGCAUGGCCACGAAGUGCCUAUCGUGCACCCACCUUCAAUCGAUACGGAUGCGAUCGAUAUGAAGGAAAAUGGUAUCGAGCAAGACUUUGUGCCGACUGAAGCAAUCUUGGACAAACGUCUGCUGGACGGUUGGAUGCCGUCCGAUAAGCAUGAGGUGCCAACGAGCGAGAACCAAUUCCCACCGAGUACCACCGUUCGUGAGGGUAUUGCACGUGCAAGUAAGGUCGAUUCGAUGGCCGCUGCUCGAACUACCACUACGACCACUACCAUGACGACCACUAGCACAACCACUAGAACGACUACCGUGCGCAAAAUGCUGCGCCGGAUACGUCAACAAUUAGUUUCAAGCACUACGCAACCUCCAAGUAGUGCACAGCGUACCUCCUCCAGCAGAAGACCAGCGAUACCGGUGGCAACUACGACCACAAGCCAAAGGCCACCCGCUCCCAAGAUUGACAUUACGAAGCUUAACCUGGACCAUCUAGAAAAUGACCUGCUAUCCCUUUCCACCCUGGUUCCUCCGCAGGCAUUAGCUCUCGCAUCCGCUUCCUCGUCCGCUCGGUUGCUUCCGAGAAGCAUCAAGCCGGAGGAAAUGGUUCCCGCCUGCGGUUGUCAGCACAGAAAGCGUUCCCUCUCGCAGAAUCUCUACUCGUCCGAGGAAAUGCUCGACCCGUCCGAAGAUUACGAUGACUACGAUGAUUACGACGACUACAACGAGCUGCAGAAGCUGCCCGCGUCCAGAUCGGCCGCCGACCGGCCAAUGUUGUUUCCGGCCAUGUCGCGACUGCUCGCGGCCGGUUCCGGUGAACUCCAGGAGGGUAGCAUCGAACGGGCCGAGAAGGUGCACGGUACGCUGGAACGGUUGAUGGGCAUCGUGACCAUCUUUUCACAUGUCGAUGAGUUUAUUCAGCGCAAAACGAAGCAAUCGAUCAGGCGGUUAGCGCGCUUGUAUGAGAGCGAAGAGUCGGAUUAAGAGGAACGCGGCGCGUUUCAACAACGUUCGACGAUUGUUGUUGGUGAUUUUCCGUUCAUACGACAUUGUUUACCUGAUCGGGCGAUCGGAAUGAAGCGAUGCUCGGAACGGUGGUUGUGAAUAGGAUGUUCUUGUAAAUAUAAUUCCCCCCAGCAAACGUUUCAUAGGUUGGUUUUCUUCGUCGUUUACAUUACGCUACUAUUUUGAAUUGCUUUGUCGAGUGUGCUUUUUUGCCACUGGCAUCACACCGGUGUGACUGGUGUGAACGCUUAACGCCACUCUGAAACACUAAAUUGCCUCAUUCAUCAAUGCGCGGUGUUAAAAAUUUGAAACCACCUUCGCACAAUGUACGUACGCAGCAAUGUGUACGAAGCAAAUUACAUACCUGUAUUCUCCAUUGUUUAGCUGAUGCCGCACAUUCGGUCAUCGGAGCAGCUGCGUCAGGGUGGAAGCUCAAAAAAGGCAUGACUAACACACUUUGCAUUCCACCAGCGUCAUCUUCCGACUCGUAGAUAGCGCGAAUGAUAACGACAGGUCGAUAAUCGUGGACACCUGAAGGAAGGUCUGUACUUUCGUGCUAGAGUCGGUACACAGCUGAGCAGACAGGUUUGUGCCAGUGGCCCACUAAUCAUCUAAUGUGGCCAUGAGUCCACACGUUUGGAAGCUUCUUGUACGAUCGUGUGAGUUCGAUAGCUAUGAUCAUGUACCGGAAGUGAUAGGAGUACCGUGUGCUGCUUCGCAGUUUGCUACACUUACAAAGCGAUCGAAUGACGCUCAUCAACCAGCUCGUAGACAUAAUUGGUGUGCUA